This is a messenger RNA of Thalassophryne amazonica, 1015 nucleotides long. RefSeq names its product tripeptidyl-peptidase 2-like. NCBI's taxonomy places the organism in Eukaryota, Metazoa, Chordata, Actinopteri, Batrachoidiformes, Batrachoididae. Bases 1 to 456 code for a protein of 151 amino acids. The transcript is spliced from 3 exons. The record is from RefSeq and is a predicted model, not a curated record.
AUGGAAAAGCAAAAGACCUCUCUGCUGGAUGCGCUGUGUAGGAAAGGGUGCGCCCUGGCUGACCAGCUCCUGCUGGUUCCUUCUCCACAGGAUGGUGCUGGUGCUGUUGCCACAGGACAAGCAGCAGAAGAGGAGGUUGGGGAGCAGGCCGCCAGCAGCUCUGAUGACUCCCUGCAAGAUGUAGCAAAAUCUCUCAAUGAUACAUUCUGGGAAGUGCAGAAGUGGGCGGAGCUCACUGACUCCAAAGUGCUGAUGUUUUCAUACAAACACGCUCUGGCCAACAAGAUGUACGGCCGAGCCUUAAAAUUCGCCUCAAAGAUGAUGGAGGAGAAGGCCACCAAAGAGAACAUGAAAAACUGUAUUCAGCUUAUGUGGCACCUCAGAUGGACACACAGCGCCACCUUCAGUGAAAACUGGCUUCCUGUGAUGUACCCUACGGACUACACGCCGUUCUAGGCGGGGACACUGCAACCGGACAAACAAGACACGGUCAAACUCAGUCCAUCACACGGUCGCUUUGACUGCGAGUCCUUCAUGGUCACAUGGUUUACGUUUCUGACCAAGCGACUGUCUCCUGCAAAUUUUGAUUGAUGCAGUGCACGUGAUUACCAAAAACGAACCAGACUGUAAAUGGUUUGAUGCACUUGCCACCUUAAAAAAAACAAGUUGAGGAUUGCUCUCAUCUCACAGAGCUACACGGCAAGCAGCAGGUCCUCUGUGAGCGAGUGUCGCCACUCUGACACGUCAGACGCCCUCAGUGGUUCUGCUGUCCUGAAUGUGACAGAGAAGCUACAAACUGUUAACUUCACCACCAGGACUGAUCCUGUACUCACUGAAGAGAUUUUUGUUUUAACUCGUGUCUUUUCUUUUCAUUUAGUAUCAUCUAAACAUUUGGGGAGACUAAACGGGCUCCAGCAUUCUGAACUCCAUGUUGUUUCAGUAUAAUUGUUUUCCUCGUGUAUAUACCAGACACCUUAAAAAAAAAAAAAAAAAAAAUCGCAAAUCUUCAAACAGC